Molecule: messenger RNA, 769 nt
Organism: Anoplopoma fimbria (sablefish)
Lineage: Eukaryota; Metazoa; Chordata; Actinopteri; Perciformes; Anoplopomatidae
Gene: thrsp
Product: thyroid hormone responsive
Exons: 1
Coding region: 81-500 (139 amino acids)
Biological process (GO): regulation of lipid biosynthetic process
Cellular component (GO): cytosol
Source: RefSeq, a predicted model, not a curated record
UCGAGGCUUUGCGCUGCACACUGCUUCCUACUGUAAGCCACCACAGCACUAGGAGCAGCCGACCACAUCCAACUGGAACCAUGCAGUCUGCCGAGGCCAAAUUUAUCAAAAACAGCCUGCACUUGGCUCUGACAGGGUACAGCUCAGCUGUUAGUGACAUGGAGCAGACCAUUCUCCUGCCGAGCCUGCUGCGAGAUGUGCCCUCUGAUGAGGCGUGGGACUGUGAAGCUACAGAAGAGUCCUGCAGAGACCUGCAUAGCAACUACCUGAUGCUCAAGGCCAUAAGAAACACAGUGGAGAGCAGCCUGGUUUUCCUGGAUGACCACAAGGUCAAGAGCAACAUGGCGCUCAACAAGACCCUGGAGCCUCUCCUGGACAGCGAUCCUGAAGCUCUCUUCCGCUUCCACCUGAGAGGACUGUUUUAUGUGAUGAGUGACCUCACCAAGAAGACUCAGAGCCUCACUGUGAAAUAUAUGGACAUCAUUGGAGUGGCAAAUUAGAAAGCAUGUACGAUUUGUGGACUUUAAGCAACAACAAAAACAUAUGGCGUUUGUAAAAGCGCUGCAUAUGUAGCAAAGUCACCUGAAGAUGUCAAAUGUCUGAAAUGUGUACAUUCUGUGACCCAAUGCUCCCAACUUAAUAGAUAUGGAACAAAUGUGCAUUGUGAAUACUGAUCUUUUCUAUCUCUUCACAACUGUAAUAUUACCUUGGAAACUAUGGUUAGGAGAUAUGACAAAAUGUCUAUUGAUUAAAUGAUCAUGAAACAAGA